Molecule: messenger RNA, 438 nt
Organism: Lobosporangium transversale
Lineage: Eukaryota; Fungi; Mortierellomycota; Mortierellomycetes; Mortierellales; Mortierellaceae
Product: 50S ribosomal protein L30e-like protein
Exons: 2
Coding region: 1-438 (145 amino acids)
Biological process (GO): translation
Cellular component (GO): ribosome; cytosolic small ribosomal subunit
Molecular function (GO): structural constituent of ribosome
Source: RefSeq, a predicted model, not a curated record
AUGUCUGAAGAAAGAGAUGCCGCUAACCAGGUCGCUGAGGUUGAGGUCGCUGCCGAUGCCUCUGCUCGUGGCCAAAUGUCCGUUGAGGAGGCCCUUCAGGAUGUUCUGAAGCGCGCCCUUGUCCACGACGGCCUUGCCCGUGGUCUCCGUGAGUGUGCUAAGGCCCUUGACAGACGUCAAGCUCACAUGGCUGUCCUUGUUGAGACCUGCACUGAGAAGGAGUACAUCAAAUUGGUCGAGGCCCUUUGUGCCGAGCAUAACAUCAACUUGAUCAAGGUCUCAGAUGCCAAGAAGCUCGGUGAAUGGGCUGGUCUAUGCAAGAUUGACCGUGAGGGCAAUGCCCGCAAAGUUGUCGGUUGCUCCUGUGUCGUCGUCAAGGAUUUCGGUGAGGAGUCUGAGGCCAUGAACGUUCUCUUGGAUUACUUCAAGACUCGUUAA